Molecule: messenger RNA, 2249 nt
Organism: Drosophila obscura
Lineage: Eukaryota; Metazoa; Arthropoda; Insecta; Diptera; Drosophilidae
Product: pentatricopeptide repeat-containing protein 1, mitochondrial
Exons: 2
Coding region: 89-2206 (705 amino acids)
Biological process (GO): tRNA 3'-end processing
Cellular component (GO): mitochondrial matrix
Molecular function (GO): protein binding; tRNA binding
Source: RefSeq, a predicted model, not a curated record
CUGUUUCUGUAUUUAGUCCUCCGCGGCACCGCACGUUUGAAUAGUUUGAUAAAUUACAUAAAAAUCACUGAAAAUUUGAACAGAAAUUAUGGCUCUGCGAUUGCUUAGCCAAACACUGGCCGGGCAUAUGCGCCGCUUGCAAUUGAACACCGCAAGAAGCUCUUUAAAUAGCUAUAACAGCCGGCUCCAGUCGAUUCCACUGCGCUCAUGGAGGUUGGAUCAAAGCCGGCUGCUGCACGUGCGUAUUACGGAUCAGGAAGCCGGUCUGCAAGCUAAGCGUGAGGCCAAUAGGCAAGACAAUUCAUUCCAAGAUGAAUCGUAUGUGGAAGGUGAUGCGGAUGCUCCAAAGCAGGUCAAGAAAUUCAAGACGGUGGAAAAAAGGAAGGAAAAGAAACCGAGAAAUGUACUAGAGUACGGGGAUCCGGAUACCUUUGGCGAUGCCAAGACUAGUGCUAGUCAAUCCGAAGAUCCCGGCGACGUGGAAGAGGAGGAAUACAUAAGCAAACCCACGCGACAUUCGAAGAAACUGCAAACGAAGGAAUACGCGCAUCUUAUCAAGGAGCAUUUGAACGCAGGCCGGCUGAACGAUGCCAUUGCCGUGCUGGAGCAGCGUAUGCUGCGAGAGGAUCGCGUCAAGCCAGAGAAGUACAUAUACAAUCUGCUGAUCAGCGGCUGCGCCAAGGCCGGCUACACCCGCAAGGCGUUCUCCCUGUACACGAAGAUGCGACAGCGCGGCCUGAACGUUUCGGGCGGAACCUAUACCUCGCUCUUCAAUGCGUGUGCCAAUGCGCCAUCCAUCAGCGAUGGACUGGCCAAGGCUCAGAUCCUGCGGGAGAAUAUGCUGGAGAAGGGCUACGAGCCAAAUGCGAAAAAUUACAACGCCAUGAUCAAGGCCUAUGGAAGGUGCGGAGAUGUGGACACAGCCUACCUGCUGGCGGAUGAGAUGGUGGAGCGCAAGCUGGACAUGAAUGCAGAGACGUUCAACUUCCUGCUGCAGGCGUGUGCCAGCAAUCCGGAGCACGGCUUUCGGCACGCUCUCCUCACGUGGCACAAAAUGUUGCGGACAGGCAUCAGCCCGGACUACUACAGCUUCAAUGUUAUGCUCCGCUGUGCACGGGACUGUGGCUUUGGCACUUUGGAGUCCAUGCGGGAGGUUCUAGACCAGAUCGCACCAAGAGCAACCAAACAGGAGGCAGCUCCCCAGCUGGUGGCGGGAGAACAGGAAGAUUUAGCCAUGGAAUCAUCGAGCGCCUCGUCGUUGGCUGACCACAUCGAAGUGGCGACGACUGCUAGUGAGCUGGAACUGCCCAAUCUGCUGCUGCCGCGCCCACACCUGGGCAGUCUGGUGGCCCUGGAGGAGGUGACGCGUCCCCAUGAGCGUUUCCUCUUGCUGGGCGGCAUCACGGGAUUUCUGGAGCACAUGAAACAGCACAAGAUCACCCCCAAUAUACAGACCUUCACCACCAUGCUGGAGGUGGUCCCGCCCACCAAUUCGGCUGAGAAGCAGCUGCUCACAUUCGUGCGCAAGAUUGGACUCAAGGCAGACAUUGACUUCUUCAAUAUACUGAUCAAGAAGCGCUCGAUGCGCUUUGACUACGACAGUGCCCGCGAGGUUCUCUCCAUGAUACGCACGGCAGGAUUGCAUCCGGAUAUCGUCACCUAUGGCGUGCUGGCCCUUGGCUGCCGAACCCAGGAUGAAGCCAGGGAACUGUUGCUGCAAAUGCAGGAGGCAGGCAUCAAGAUGAACAUGCCCAUACUGGGGGCCAUGUUGCGGCAGGGCUGCGCCCAAAAGUCCUUCGGCUACAUCAAUGAAAUCAUGCAACUGAGCCUGGAAGAAGGCGUCAAGCCGAACGAGCCGUUCCUCCGGCAUCUGCACAACUUUCACAGAGGAUGCGCCCGUGCUAUCGACGCCAGGCACCCUUCGACCAAAACGCCCAACUUCAAGAAGGGACACUCGAAAUUCUGUGAUAAGUACCGCCUGUACUACGAAGAGCAGGGCCUGACUGGCCUUCAGCUGGAGGAUGCCAUUGCCAAGAUAAAGGUGCGCCCCUAUGCCAAGUACAAGGAGGCAUCCGUGGAUGGUCUGGAACCACUCAAGCACGAGCAGGUCAAACGCAAAACAAAGCUGAGGAAAUAUAUUAAAAAAAUCAAGAUCGAUGAGCUGCAGGAUGAUCCGCCCAGAGAGUCCCUCAGGAGGAUAGAAUAGGUUUACGAUUUAAGUUUUAUUAAAGAUUAUUUUUGUUAGCCAA